AUGGCUUGCAGAAAGAAAUAUAUUCGUGAGAGAGCAUGCGCCAAUUGUAAGAAGAAAAAGCAUAAAUGCGACAAUGAAGCAAUUUAUAGUGAUAACAAAAGUUCUGAACAGCCUCCACCAAAAAUUAUUCAUCCUCUUUCACCGAAUAACUGGGAUGAAUUUAUCGAUUUUAAUAGUUAUAAUAUUUUGCCUUUCUAUUUCAAUUGCUAUUAUGAAGAACAACUAACCUAUGAACAAAUG
Messenger RNA from Cetraspora pellucida, 240 nucleotides. The record is from the annotation of a GenBank genome assembly. Lineage: Eukaryota; Fungi; Glomeromycota; Glomeromycetes; Diversisporales; Gigasporaceae.